AUGGAAGAACACACGUACGUCUUCCACAUCACCAUGACCUGCAGCGGCUGCUCAGGCGCUGUCGAGCGUGUUCUCAAGAAGAUGAGCGGAGUCAAGUCGUUUGAUGUCAGCCUCGAGAACCAAACCGCCCAGGUCGUCACCAGCAGUUUGUCCUACGAAACCGUCCUGGAGGCCCUCAAGAAGACUGGCAAGACCAUUACCAAGGGCGAGGACGACGGCGUCGAGAGGGCUGUUUGA
Nannizzia gypsea CBS 118893 is the source of this 237-nucleotide messenger RNA. RefSeq lists its product as hypothetical. Lineage: Eukaryota; Fungi; Ascomycota; Eurotiomycetes; Onygenales; Arthrodermataceae. Gene Ontology annotation, cellular component: cytosol. Gene Ontology annotation, molecular function: metal ion binding; copper chaperone activity. The record is from RefSeq and is a predicted model, not a curated record. Gene Ontology annotation, biological process: copper ion transport. The transcript is spliced from 2 exons. Bases 1 to 237 code for a protein of 78 amino acids.